ACACUGAGUACGAAACUGAGUGAAUAAAAAAACGUUUUGACAGCAGUUAGUGCGGCACUGGGGUUGAAACUGAACAAAAACGAAUUCGCUAUUAGAGUGUAAAAAAAGUUCACUGUUUACAUAAAAGCAACCUCGAAUCGGUCCCACUUUUUUGCUUGAAGUUACUAUCCCCGGUAAAAUUUAUAAGUAAACAAAUCAUCUCGAAUAUCUUGUUCCAAUUACCAUUGCCGAAGGAUAAAUUAAAACUAAAUCAAAAACAUGGAUUACGAACUACGUAAUAUGAAAGAUGUGCUAGGAUUAUAUAACAAAGUGACUGAGUUGUGUUUCACUUCCUGUGUGGACAAUUUCUUCGGUCGAGAUUUGAGCCAAGACGAAGUUCGCUGUGCGGAACGGUGUGUCGGCAAGUUUAUCAACCUGAACCAGCGGCUGAUGCAGGUUUACGUGGGUGUGCAGGGAGAAAUCAACCAGCGGAGAAUGGUCGAAUUCGAAGCCCAACAGGCAAAGCUAGCGGAGAUUCAACAACAACAGCAGGUGCAGAGCCAGCUUCUGGCCGACGCGAGUGGUGGUGCACCGGAGGAAACUGCUAAUAUCGAAACGGUGGCCAAUUAAGUUUGGGCGGUGUGUGAAAUUCCGAAAUAUAGGCUAAUUUUGUAGAAGGUAGAACUAUGAAUAAAAUUUGUUUGAGUGUACUGAUAGGUAUCCCCGGGGCUGGAAAGACUAGCUUCUGCAAUAACUUCCAGCGUUAUUU
Toxorhynchites rutilus septentrionalis is the source of this 748-nucleotide messenger RNA. Its product is annotated as mitochondrial import inner membrane translocase subunit Tim10B. Gene Ontology annotation, cellular component: mitochondrial intermembrane space chaperone complex. The transcript is spliced from 2 exons. NCBI's taxonomy places the organism in Eukaryota, Metazoa, Arthropoda, Insecta, Diptera, Culicidae. The coding region runs from base 259 to 609 and encodes 116 amino acids. The record is from RefSeq and is a predicted model, not a curated record.